AUUCGCGUUCUCCUCUCCGAACCCGGCGACCUGGAGAAGUUUGUGGAAUUCUGCGGGGUUGUUGGCCUACGUGCUCCUACCAGAGGCAGAAGGAUUGACGCCACCGGUCUUGAGAAAUUUUUUGCUCAGCGUCGUGUCGACAGAUUAACGGGGUGGAUGAAAUCCUUGGAUUGGCCUGUUGCAUUCCAGGUCGCUGCUCUGCUACACAACGGGCUCUUGAACACUCAGGAAAUAGAGUCUAUCCGUCCCAUUAUCACUCAGCUCUCGAACAAGUCAGCGGAGCAUACAGGCGAUACACUACGUCUCUUUACCGAGAAGACGCGAUCUCAAACGUCCUUUCGACAGCCUCUCGAGCUUUUGGACGAACUUGUGAACUAUAGAGCCAGCAAUCAGCCUCGUCGUACUCCUCCGGCUGGCCAUUUCUUCUGCUCCCAUGUCACCAUCACCCCAACUCGCAUGUUGCUCGAAGGCCCCUAUAUCACCCAGUCCAACAGAGUAAUUCGCAAAUACGAUCAGUUCAAGGAUCAUUUCAUCCGAGUUGAGUUUAGAGAAGAGAACCGCCAGAAAUACAGAUGGGAGCGCGAGGUUGAUGUGCUGGAAUUUCUCACGAGCAGGGUUGGAGCGAAGCUCAAAGGUGGAGUCGACGUUGCGGGGAGGCGUUUCAGCUUCGUGGCCUACUCGCCUUCCGCUCUCCGCAAUCACUCGUUGUGGUUUGUUUGCGAGGAAGGGUUUAGACCUCCGGUACAGAUAUUGAAGGAGCUCGGCAACUUUUCAGCCACAACAAACCAACCCGCAAAGCGCGCGGCUCGUAUGGGGGUGAGUACAAACGCCUGUUAUGUGCCUCAAUGUACUAAAGCAUCGUUUCAGCAAGCAUUCUCUGCCACGCAGCCUUCAAUCAAGGUCUCUAAAGACCAGAUAGUCGAAAUCCCGGACAUUACAGGCCCUCAUAACAACCCAGCUCGACCACCCCAUGUGUUCACUGAUGGCAUCGGGACUAUCUCACCGAAGCUGAGGGAUAGAAUAUGUGAAGCACUUAGUAUAUCGACGAAGCCAGACGCUUUUCAGGUUCGGUGUGCGGGCCUCAAAGGUGUCUUCGUCGUAGACCAUCAGCUUGAAGGUAAAAUUAUGUGUCCUCGCCCAUCAAUGAAGAAGUUCCUUCCUCUAGAUGAGUCGGAGGAUGCAGAAAUCGAAAUCGUUAGAGCCUUCGAUAAGCCGGGCCGCUCCUUCCUCAACAGACCUCUCGUCAUGGUCCUCGAGGACCGCGGUGUUAAGACGGAAGGUUUUUUGGAGCUAUUCAACGAUGCGGUUGCUGAUGCUAGAACGGCACAUGACUCUGUUGACCAAUUUGUUGCUGUCCUUCAGAAGCACAGAUUGGGGAUUCCCUACAGGCUAGACCAAACACUCCUCAAACUCAAGGCCCUGGGUCUGGUGCUCAGGACAGGACAGGACCAAGAGUCCUUGGACACGGAUUUUCUAGCUCGAGUGCGCUUAUGUGUAAUAAAACAUAUCCUGCGGGAUAUCAGGCACAGUGCUCGCAUCCCCAUCCCAGGAAGCUACCAGCUGGUUGGAGUGGCUGACGAAGGCCAAGCAUAUAUCAACGCAGGAAAAGAAAAUGUCUUCACCUUACGUCAAGGCCAAAUAUAUGCCUGCAUCCAGGAUCCAAGUGACGCGGAGCCACAAUGGCUUCAAGGAACUUGUGUCAUCUCUAGGUCUCCUGUAGUUCAUCCAGGAGAUGUGCAGAGAGUGUACGCCAUAGGAAAACCGCCAGAAAACCAGCUAUGCGCGUUUGCGCGUUUGAAAAACGUUGUUGUUUUCGCUUCUCGAGGAACGCUUCCUCUAGCCAAUUGCCUUGGGGGCGAUGGGCAUGUCACACGUCUUUUCAUCACGGAGCAGGUGGACCCGACUGAAUAUGACGCACGGGAGCCAUAUACUCUGGAUAGGCCGGUCACACUUGAUGACAUUUGCGACUUUGUAGUCGAAUACAUACAUUCCGAUGUCGUGGGUUUAGUUGCCGACACCCACAUCAUUAUUGCAGAUGCCAGCAGUGAUGGGACGCUUGACCGCCGCUGCUUGGAGCUCGCGAAAAUGCACAGUCAGGCUGUCGACUACCUCAAGAACGGUAUCCCUGUAGACAUCCGACGGAUGCCUCGUCGGCUGAUACCCUUUAAGCCCGACUGGCAUGAGGCUGAAGACGAAUCCUCCCACCCCUGUGAUUACUACAGAUCGAAUCGAGCUCUCGGUCACAUGUAUCGGACAAAACUGGAUGAAGACAGAGAAACUCUGGCUCACGUCGAAGUUGACUCCUACGGCGACUCGAUUUCUCAGGUGGUGCAGCAGCGAGUCAACGGAUACCCACUAGCUCAAGCCAGUCAUCAAGAACAGAGAAACGUCCUUCGUAUAGUAGAGACCAUCUUCAAAAGGUAUCAAGACGAGCUUCGCUACAUCUGCAUGACCCAUUCACUCACUGACGCCGCGGAUGAUUGCCUGAGAGAAGAGGAGGUGAUAGCAUCCACGAUCCUUGCUAAGUGCUCUCAGAAGGGAUGGAGAAAAGAUCGUCUCCAUAGAAUGAGAGAAUGCGCGACCCACCUCGUACAAGAAACUCGACGAGACCUUAUAGGAGAUUUAGAAGUAGCUCCGAGUGAGGAGGUACGCAACGGACUACAUAAAGCGUGGGCUGCAUGGCAGCAAAGCAUCAAUCAUCGAGCAGAGAAUAGCACGGAAUUGUUCGGUACACAAAGCUUUGGCUGGUUGGCCUUGGGUGCAGUUUUGGACUGCCUCGAGAACCUCGGGGUAAUUAAUCGAAAGUGA
Coniophora puteana RWD-64-598 SS2 is the source of this 2808-nucleotide messenger RNA. RefSeq names its product RdRP-domain-containing protein. The transcript is spliced from 10 exons. The record is from RefSeq and is a predicted model, not a curated record. Lineage: Eukaryota; Fungi; Basidiomycota; Agaricomycetes; Boletales; Coniophoraceae. Gene Ontology annotation, cellular component: nuclear RNA-directed RNA polymerase complex. Gene Ontology annotation, biological process: siRNA processing. The annotation marks the transcript as partial. Gene Ontology annotation, molecular function: RNA-directed RNA polymerase activity.